AGGGGUGAGGGAACGGGGCAGGAUUCGGGAACGGGAUCGGGACCGCGACUCAGGAUCCGAGAGGGUGGCUACUGCAGGCUUCAAGCAAGUGCUGGCGUCCCCCGCUCGGGUCUGGGCUUGGGCCCGAGCCUGGCGCUGCUUCCCUGCGGUCUUUCUCUCGUCUCUUCCGGGGUACGCGCAGGCCCAGGUCCUACGUUAACAAUAAGGGAAAAAGCCAAAAUGGCCUCAGGUGCGGUAGCGAACACCCCUCCUGCAGGAGGGGCAAAUGAUGUGAGCCUGGAGGAACCAAAGAAGAUGACGAGGGAAGACUGGAGGAAAAAGAAAGAGUUAGAAGAACAGAGAAAACUUGGAAAUGCACCUGCUGAAGUGGAUGAAGAAGGAAAAGAUAUCAACCCUCAUAUUCCUCAGUACAUUUCCUCAGUACCAUGGUACAUAGAUCCUUCUAAAAGACCCACACUAAAGCAUCAGAGACCUCAGCCAGAGAAGCAGAAACAGUAUAACUCCUCUGGAGAUUGGUACAAAAGAGGAGUUCAGGAGCAUGCUGUGGCCACGAGGUACCGCAAAGGAGCCUGUGAGAACUGCGGGGCACUGACACACAAGAAGAAAGACUGCAUGGAGAGACCCAGGAAAGUUGGAGCAAAAUACACAGGCAUGAAUAUUGCCCCAGAUGAACAUGUGCAGCCUCAGCUGAUGUUUGAUUAUGAUGGGAAGCGAGACCGGUGGAAUGGUUAUAACCCAGAGGAGCACAUGAAAAUUGUUGAGGAAUAUUCCAAGGUUGAUUUGGCCAAACGUACACUGAAAGCCCAGAAGCUUCAGGAGGAGUUGGCAUCAGGGAAGCUGGAGCAAGUGAACUCCCCAAGACACCAGUGGGGAGAAGAGGAAUCAAAUUCACAGACAGAAAGAGAUCAUAACAGUGAAGAUGAAGAUGAAGACAAAUACGCAGAUGACAUUGAUAUGCCUGGGCAGAACUUUGACUCUAAAAGACGCAUUACAGUCCGAAAUUUACGUAUUCGGGAAGAUAUUGCAAAAUACUUGAGAAAUCUAGAUCCAAACUCUGCUUAUUAUGAUCCCAAAACAAGAGCAAUGAGGGAGAACCCUUAUGCCAACACAGGCAAGAAUCCAGAUGAAGUUGGUUAUGCAGGUGACAACUUUGUUCGCUACACAGGCGAUACCAUCUCAAUGGCACAGACUCAGUUGUUUGCCUGGGAGGCUUAUGACAAAGGCUCUGAAGUUCAUCUUCAAGCAGACCCUACAAAAUUAGAGCUCCUUUAUAAAUCCUUCAAAGUGAAAAAAGAAGAUUUCAAGGCGCAGCAGAAAGAAAGCAUCCUAGAGAAGUAUGGAGGACAAGAACAUUUAGAUGCCCCCCCAGCUGAACUGCUGUUAGCUCAAACAGAAGAUUAUGUGGAGUAUUCUAGGCAUGGAACAGUCAUCAAAGGACAGGAGAAAGCUAUUGCUUGUUCUAAGUAUGAAGAGGAUGUGAAGAUCAACAACCAUACAUGCAUUUGGGGUUCGUACUGGAAAGAAGGCAAGUGGGGUUACAAGUGCUGCCACUCCUUUGUCAAAUACUCCUACUGUACAGGAGAAGCUGGGAAAGAAAUUGCUAAUACAGGAGCAAGUUUAAUGGAAGAGCAGCCUGGGGAGGAAGAACACAUGACAAAACCCAAAACACUGAUGGAGAUCCACCAAGAGAAACAGAAGGAGAAGAAAAAGAAGAAGCACAAGAAGAGCUCAAAUUCUGACAGUGAGGGUGAAGAGAAAAAGAAGCAAGAAAAACUAAAAAAGGCACUAAAUGCAGAAGAGGCUCGACUUCUCCAUGUCAAAGAAAUCAUGCAGCUAGAUGAGAGGAAAAGACCGUACAACAGCCAGUAUGAACCAAGGGAGCCAACAGAAGAGGAAAUGGAGGCCUACAGAAUGAAACGGCAGAGACCUGAUGACCCCAUGGCCUCUUUUCUUGGGCAGUAGUCACAGAGAACAUCAUCCUAGUACACGAGGCUUUUUUCAUGCUGUUUACAACUCUCUAGAGACUUGAUUCCCUUGCAUGUGUCUAAAAUGGCAGAAAAGGCAGAAACCUUUUUUGCUCCAGAGAAGUUUGGAAAACUUCUUUCAGCAGACAUGAGCAGUCCAGUACUUAACAGGGGUUUUGUAAAUGCGUGUGUAUGUAUACAAGUACAGGCACAUAAGUACACACACAUAUAUAUAACAUAUGGAUAGAUAAAAUACAUACACCUACUCUGUAAAUUCUUGAAGGAGAAGAGAUCUGACUAAAAUACUAGGUUUAUUUGGCCAACUGAUACAUGCAUAAAGUUGUGAUACAAUAAAACUGACUAGUCAGAAGAAAUGGUCAGCAGGUGUCAGUAUAGAACAAAAAUUGUUGACAGAAAAUUGAUACAACUACUAGAGCUUCUUACUUGUAAAAGCUUGUCUCAUGACUUUAAAAGAAUAGUUUCUUGAUCACUUUGUAGUAACUUCUUUGGAAAUGUAAAAAUUGAUUGCUCUGUACUGGUUAAAAUAAUAUAGAGAUCUUAAGUGCUGUCUAGUCUUUUAAAUGAAAGGGUUAGGAGAAGCUGACUGUAGAGCUUUUAAAUUCCAGUUGUUCCUUCAGAUGUAUUUCCAUAUAAAUUUCAAUUGCAAAGA
This is a messenger RNA of Corvus hawaiiensis (hawaiian crow), 2634 nucleotides long. It is a transcript of the gene SLU7, whose product is annotated as SLU7 homolog, splicing factor. The transcript has 16 exons. Bases 220 to 1962 code for a protein of 580 amino acids. The record is from RefSeq and is a predicted model, not a curated record. Gene Ontology annotation, cellular component: spliceosomal complex. Gene Ontology annotation, biological process: mRNA splicing, via spliceosome. Gene Ontology annotation, molecular function: pre-mRNA 3'-splice site binding. NCBI's taxonomy places the organism in Eukaryota, Metazoa, Chordata, Aves, Passeriformes, Corvidae.